GGCCAAGCGAGGCGAGCGACGCGGCGCGGCAGAUCAGAGCGACCAGUCUGUAGACCUACACUUAUACAGUAUAGCUCUGCAGUGAAUAAUUAUUGGCAUUGAUUCGUAGAAGAUUAUCAUUCACUGAAGUUUGUACACGUACGAUAAAAACAAUAAUGCUUCUCAAUCGGUCCUGGAUAUCAGCUGAAGAUGGCAAUGAGGGAAAGGAAUCAGAAACCCAGCAACGGUUCCGUGUGAUGCAGUGGAACACUCUUGCUGAUGCUCUCAGCCCUUCAACGCCAACCGAAAACUUUGUGAACUGUCCAACGCCAGUUCUUGCAUGGGAGAACCGUAAGGAGCAGCUGUUGGCCGAGAUCAAACAAACCAAACCAGAUGUGAUCUGCUUGGAGGAGGUCGACCACUUCCCUGACUUUUUCCAACCCGAGCUGGAGAAGCUGGGCUUCAAAGGCUCGUUCCUCGCCAAGCCAUUCUCGCCGUGUUUGAAGUGCAGUGAGAACAGUGGACCCGAUGGCUGUGCUGUGUUCUUCAAGGAGUCCGUAUUUGAGCUGAAAGCCGAGCACCGCAUAAACCUACAGGACUCCGAAAGGAAACAGACCAAUCAAGUGGCGCUGGCACUAGUCCUGUCGUUUUCCGGUGAAACUUCCGACAAGCAAACAAAAAAAGCAUUGCCUGUGUGCAUUGCUGCCACUCAUCUGAAAUCCAAGAGCACAUUCAGUGCCCUGCGAGCAGCACAGGGAAAGCAUCUACUUGACGAGCUGGCAACAAUCUCAGCUGACAUGCCUACAAUCGUGUGCGGAGACUUCAAUGCCGAUCCGGAUGAAGAUGUGUGUGAUUUGUUCCGGCAUCACGAGCCACCGUACAGCAGCGUGUAUCCGAAUGAACCGGACGACUUCACCACGUGGAAGUUUAGGCCAAACGGCGAAGCCUAUCAUACCAUUGACUACAUCUGGUUCAGGCCAACGGGGCUGAGAGCGGGCUCACGGCUUGCCCUCGCCAGCAAAGCGGAAAUAGGCGAGGCCGGUUUGCCGUGCAUUCGCUACCCAUCCGACCACCUGGCACUCGCGUGCGAUUUCGUUCUGCUGCGAUAGGCGAACGCUUGCCCUGGUGAAGAAACCCCCUCCGAGGGCACUGUUUAAGUUUGGCUUAGACGUAUGCCAGGUGAGAGAGUACUGUACAGCACAGCCUAGACAUGUACAUGAACUGCUGUACUCAUGAUUCUGAUCUUUUUGUCAGAGUUUAGUCUAAGUUUAGGAUACUGACCCAUGCUAGCCAUAGCACCUGCUACCCCUAUGAGUGAAACUUUCCGGACCACGGUCAUUAUACGUAUCGGACAUGUCUACUAUCUACCGCCAACUAUCUUUUUUCUGUCUUUCUUUUAGCGGGUUCUGCUUGAUAGUUUCGCCGGCAAGUGUCUUCUAACAGACACUAUUUGCUGAGUAGGAACCCCGAUGGUAUGUGCCACUAGUUCAAUCCUCUCUUCUUCCUUUUCUUCCUUUUCUUCCUUUACGUUUCCCUUACUACAAACAUCUGCCGCUAGGGUUUAUCGGGUGUUAGCGGCCGUCGUGAGUUCCCUUCGGGAACGGACACGAUAAUUUUUUUUAAUUUUUUUUCACUACAAACGUAGGAUAAGACGUAUAUUUUAGUAUGCCUUGAAGUAUUAGUGAAUGGCUGGACCAUACUAUUUUUCUGGGACAAAUUAAAAUGUGAUAUUCACCUAUUUUUACAUCCUGAUGUAUCGGGACAUGCCGACAAUGCUUUGGAAAAAAACUUUCUUUUGCAUGUAGGCAAUUCGAACACAGUUUCCGUAUGGGCCUGCCUGUGCCAGUGCUCCUCCGCUGUGCCGGAUUUGCAGGUCACGGAUGUAUGGUGUUUAUGCACAGCUUUCAUUCAUGAUAGCAAUGUGUUAUUGUGAUGACAGUAUUAAUUUUGUAGAUAACGCUAAUGAUUUUUCACAAUAGGCAGUGCUUCGACCUCCGCCUUUUCUGUUGGGAUGUUGGUUUGGAUCAUC
Molecule: messenger RNA, 2008 nt
Organism: Sycon ciliatum
Lineage: Eukaryota; Metazoa; Porifera; Calcarea; Leucosolenida; Sycettidae
Product: nocturnin-like
Exons: 2
Coding region: 156-1088 (310 amino acids)
Molecular function (GO): 3'-5'-RNA exonuclease activity
Source: RefSeq, a predicted model, not a curated record